AUGGUGCAAUACAAUUUCAAGAAGAUCACGGUUGUUCCCAAUGGGAAGCAGUUUAUUGACAUCAUCCUUUCUCGGACUCAGCGCCAGACACCAACUGUUGUCCACAAGGGUUACAAGAUUAACCGUCUGCGUCAGUUCUACAUGAGGAAGGUUAAGUACACGCAGACAAACUUCCAUGAGAAGCUCUCUACAAUCAUCGAAGAGUUCCCUCGCCUCGAGCAAAUCCAUCCUUUCUAUGGAGAUCUUCUUCACGUGCUGUACAACAAGGAUCACUACAAGCUUGCGUUAGGCCAAGUGAAUACCGCGAGGAACUUGAUCAGCAAAAUCGCCAAAGAUUAUGUGAAGCUACUCAAGUAUGGUGAUUCCUUGUACCGGUGCAAGUGUCUGAAAGUGGCUGCUCUUGGUCGUAUGUGCACUGUUGUGAAGAGAAUCACUCCUAGUUUGGCUUAUCUCGAGCAGAUCAGGCAGCACAUGGCCAGGCUUCCUUCCAUUGAUCCCAACACUCGCACUGUCUUGAUCUGUGGAUACCCUAACGUGGGCAAGAGCUCUUUCAUGAACAAAGUUACCAGAGCCGAUGUUGAUGUCCAGCCUUAUGCUUUCACCACCAAGUCUCUCUUUGUUGGUCAUACUGAUUACGAGUACUUGAGGUAUCAGGUCAUUGACACCCCUGGGAUUUUGGACAGACCUUUUGAGGACCGUAACAUCAUCGAAAUGUGCAGUAUCACAGCGUUGGCCCAUCUUCGAGCUGCUGUUUUGUUCUUUCUGGACAUUUCAGGAUCAUGUGGUUACACCAUUGCACAGCAGGCUGCUCUUUUCCACAGCAUAAAGUCCCUUUUUAUGAACAAACCCUUGGUGAUUGUCUGCAACAAGACUGAUUUGAUGCCCAUGGAAAACAUAUCUGAAGAAGAUCGGAAACUGGUUGAAGAGAUGAAGGCUGAAGCGAUGAAGACUGCUAUGGGAGCAAGUGAAGAACAAGUGCUUUUGACGAUGAGUACUCUGACGGAAGAGGGUGUGAUGUCUGUUAAGAACGCUGCUUGUUCGAGGCUGUUAGAUCAGAGGGUUGAGGCGAAGAUGAAAUCCAAAAAGAUCAACGACCACUUGAACAAGUUCCAUGUUGCGAUGCCGAAGCCUCGUGAUAACAUAGAGAGGCUCCCUUGCAUACCUCAGGCGAUUCUGGAUGCUAGAGCUAAGGAAGCUACUGAAAUGGAGAAGCGUAAGACUGAGAAAGAUUUGGAAGAGGAAAAUGGUGGAGCUGGUGUUUAUUCUGCUAGCUUAAGGAAGCACUACAUCUUGAAGCAUGACGAAUGGAAGGAUGACAUUAUGCCUGAGAUUCUCGAUGGUCACAAUGUUGCUGAUUUCAUUGAUCCAGACAUUUUGUUGAGGCUUGAGGAGUUGGAACGUGAAGAAGAAUUAAGGCUGGCUGAGGUUGCAGAAGAUGAAAUCGAGACGGACGGGGAAGAGCUUUCGGUGGAGCAGAAAAACCAGCUUGCUGCCAUUAGAAAGAAGAAAGCUUGUCUCAUCCGAGAGCACAGGCUCAAGAAGACGGUUGCACAAAACAGAUCAACUGUCCCAAGAAAGUUUGACAAGGACAAGAAGUAUACAACUAAGAGAAUGGGUAGGGAACUAUCAGCUCUGGGACUUGAUCCGUCUUCUGCAGUGGACCGUGCAAGAAGCAAGUCUAGAGGGAGAAAGAGGGAUCGAUCAGAAGAUAGAGGUAAUGAUGCAAUGGAUGUGGAUGAUGAGGAACAGGCUAACAAGAAGCAGCGUGUGAGAUCGAAAUCAAGGUCUAUGUCGAUAUCGAGAUCAAUGUCAAGGCCUCCUGCACAUGAAGUUGUGCCUGGUGAUGGAUUCAAAGACUCUACUCAGAAGAAAGCGGCCCUCAAGAUUGGCAACACGUCUCACAAAAAGAGAGACAAGAAUGCACGUAAAGGUGAAGCUGAUAGAACUAUACCGACUCUCAGACCGAAGCACUUGUUCUCUGGGAAGAGAGGGAAAGGAAAAACGGAUAGGCGUUGA
Molecule: messenger RNA, 2016 nt
Organism: Thlaspi arvense
Lineage: Eukaryota; Viridiplantae; Streptophyta; Magnoliopsida; Brassicales; Brassicaceae
Source: the annotation of a GenBank genome assembly